This is a messenger RNA of Arabidopsis thaliana (thale cress), 2760 nucleotides long. RefSeq names its product apoptosis inhibitor. The record is from RefSeq and is marked reviewed. Lineage: Eukaryota; Viridiplantae; Streptophyta; Magnoliopsida; Brassicales; Brassicaceae. The coding region runs from base 92 to 2509 and encodes 805 amino acids. The transcript has 14 exons.
CUCUUCCUACUUCGUUUGGAGUGAGAGAACAGUGAUUUCUUCAAACGCAUUUGCUUUGAUUUUUUCGAUUUCAUCUUCUUCUCGGAAUCACAUGGAGAAGCUUAAAGAUUUUGAGAAGCGACUUAGAGAGUCUACAGAAAAGUCUCAGAAUCUUAAAGAUUAUUUAGGGAUUAUCGAGUUCUCCAAGACGAGCAUCGAGACCAAGGAGCUUGGAGCGGAUCUGAUUCCUCGGUACUUCCAGUUCUACACCAGUCACUCAAACCAAGCUUUUGAUGCGUACAAAGAUAUAAUCGAGGCAGUGGAUGUGAAUCUUACGGUACGAGUUCAAGCCAUCCGCAAGCUUCCACUGUUCUGCAAAGAUGCACCUGAGCUUGUAUCUAAGAUAAUUGAUGUCCUAGUACAGUGUCUAGCCAUUGAUCAACAGGAGCAGCAUGAAGCUGUGCAUGAGACUUUUAUGUCAUUAUUUCAGCAGGACACAUUAUCCGAUUUGAUCAAUAAGCUUCCAGAGCCGAGGAAGCUUGAUUUGCUUGAAGCUCUUGCUGAGAUCUCACCACACACAACAACUCUGAUAGCAUCCGAGAUGCUUCCCCCAAUAUUUGAGCUCUUAAAGAAAUACAUGCCUGCCAGGAACACUGUGGAAAAAUCAGACUCCAGAUAUGUUGAGUGCUUAUUAUACGUGUUUCAUCAUAUGGCGCACAAGGUUCCUGAAGCAACAAAUAGCUUGUGCGGGUACAAAGUUGUGCCCACACAACCAUCAGAUAGAAUCGGGGAUGACUUUUCGAAGUUAUACAAGGAAUCCACUGAGAGAUUGAUCAAUCUUGAGGAUCUAAUCAAAGCAUCAGUGGAGCAACUGGUACAAGAAAUGAGUGACCACGACAAAGCCUAUUUGCUUUUUGAUUCUAUGAGCGGUGAUGAUAAGGCGAUAUUGUAUAUGAAGAGGCAAGAUACAAAAACUGAACUAAGAACAUGCAUAAACAUACUCGCAAUGACAGAGGUUUUGCAUGCAGAAGUGCCUUCCUUUAUCGGGGACACCAAUGUUGUUAAGCUUUCUUGGAAAGAAGCCACAAAGCCAUUAGCCUAUACAAGAGCUUUAUAUACAGACCUAAUGUAUGGCAUACCCCCGGAUAUUGAUGCGUUUCAUAAUUUUAUGGACAAACUCUCAGAAGACUUGCUGAAUAAACUAGAUAUGGAGGGAAUGUGCGAAUUAGAAGAUGAUCAGGUUCAAGCACUUGUGGGUUCAUCAGGACUUAAACAAGCACAAGACACGUUACCAGAAAGUAGGAUUUUCUUACAUGAAAAUCCAAAAGUACCUUGUCUCUUUUGGAGGAUACGAGAAUCGACAUUAUUAAAAUUGGUGACGUCCAAGUCAUGGAAGAAAUUCCUAGGUUUUAUUAGAGACCAACUCUUUCACCUCAUUUGUUGGGCUUAUGCAGCCUCUGACUUAGUCAGUGCUACUAGAAUUAUGCGCAACUGGGAGGUAGAGUAUAUUCCUCUGUGUCCAUGGUAUCUUUGCUCCUUUUGUCGACCAGAGUAUCUUGGAGAAGAUGAAAAUCCUGAGAAAGAAGAUGAUGAAAAUCCUGAGAAAGGGCAUUACUGUUAUGGAAAUGAUAUAGAGGAUUGCCUACUAUACAUCAAACAGCAUGGCAUUCCUAGAGAGAUCUGCAAGAAGUUUGACUGUAAGGACUGGCAGCCUCCAAAUGCUGACGACCCACAUAUGCACACGACAAAAUUAAAGAGUGUUCGAAAAAUUGAAUCAAUGGAGGAGGCGUUGCUAUUGCUUCCACAUUUUCCCAUAGGAGCGGACUUAGUUGUUUUUAAGGAAUUGUGGACCGUAGGAGAGGAGAUUUAUUAUGGUCCCGGAACAAAUUCCAGAGGUUUCCGCUCAUAUCAUGCAGUGAUAGUAUCCAGUAUUGAGAUCUAUAAAGGAGAAGUGGUGGCCAUCUGUAAGAUGAGCAAUGGUACUAAAGUUUGUGACGAAGGAUAUGUUAGGGUUUCUCUAGCGACAACAUACAUGGUUGUGGGUGCCAGUCCUAAAAAAAAAGAACAUGUUCGGGCUACUUCUAAGCCGAUGCAUCUUCUCUCUGAAUUCAUCAUCAUAGAUAUAGAUGAGAAUGAGAAAGAGAAAGAAAGAGAGAGAGAGAAAGAAACUGAAAGCGAAGAGGAGAAUCCAGAAGAUAACCAGAAAGGGAAUCCAGAACAUAACCCGAAAGAGAAGUCCGAAGAGAUGCAAUAUCCUGACUUUGGUGCUAGCAAGUUUCAUAACUCCUUGAACGAGCACAUCAUGCCUGAUUCUGACAAGAGCUUGGGCAAUGUAAGUGGAGAAGAAAUCAAGAUGGUUACGGAAGGUUUGACAAGUUUGAGUAAAUUUGGAGAGAAAGGUCCUCAAGAAAGAAUGCACGAACCUGUAGAAAUUGUUGAAAGAGGAAAACGGCCUGCAAAUGAAGCCGGUAAUGAUGUGGGUACAAAGAAGGCCCGUACAGAGUCAUCAGGUUGUGCACAUGGGAUUUGAGGGAAUCACUUUCAUGGCCUAUUUUAGUAAAACAAGAGUAUUUCUUUUGUCUAUUAGCCAGGUACAAGUUUUUGUUGGCUUUUUAAGGCUCCUUAACAUGUCACGGGACGAAAAAGAGAGAAACAAAACAACAAUACCAAGACAUUGAUAUGCAAAUGGGCCUCAUAAGUAGACCCAUUAAGAAUAUAAUGCAUAAUGAAGCCCAAAUUACGCCGUUUCUCCGUUCCCUUUGUCUUCUGAGCGACCUUGCA